Phymastichus coffea is the source of this 2529-nucleotide messenger RNA. RefSeq names its product SET and MYND domain-containing protein 4 (gene Smyd4-3). Lineage: Eukaryota; Metazoa; Arthropoda; Insecta; Hymenoptera; Eulophidae. The transcript has 10 exons. The coding region runs from base 219 to 2357 and encodes 712 amino acids. Gene Ontology annotation, molecular function: protein binding. The record is from RefSeq and is a predicted model, not a curated record.
AUUGACGUUGGCGCGUGGACUUCCCAAGACAAAAAGUGCAGGGGCAAAAAUAGAGCCGUCGAAAAUAGACCGAAACGCCGCCGCCGCUGCUGCUCGCGCGAGGAGGCAAACGUAGCUUGCGGACGCGAGAGCUGCGGCAUCGUGUCGUUUACCUCUCCGCAGCGAGGAGUCCAUCGCAAAUUCAUCGUCGUUACAAUCACUUGGCAGCGGAAGAGACGAUGGACGAUCUGGAUGAGUUUUUCGUGGAGGACGCGCCGAACUACAACGAGGUGGACGACGAGUACGAGGUCGGCGACUUUUUCCGCGGCAACCUGCUGAAGGUGCGCGGCGCGGUGUCGGAAAAGGACUUCCGACGAUUCGCCGCGCUCGGCAAUAACGGCGACCGGGUGGGCUUCGUUCUGCAAUACGAGGACGCGCACGCGCUGCCGACCGAGGUGGUGAGCGACGAGAGGAAGAGCGCGAGCGAAUGCGACAAGUGGAGGAAGGAGGGCAACACGGCGUUCGGCGUCGGCCACUACGAGAAGAGCAUCGAGGAGUACAACAAAGGCGCGUUGGCGGCGCCCAAAGAGCAGCUGGGCGUGCUGCUGGCAAAUCGCUCAGCGGCCUUCUAUCACCUGGAGCGCUUCGACCUGGCCCUGCGCGACUGCGAGGAGGCACUCAAGGUCGGAUACCCCCGGCACCUUCUGUACAAACUGGAGGAGCGUCGGGCGAGAUGCUUGCUCGGACUCAAUUAUCACGCGAAGGCCAUGGAAGCCUUCAAGAGUGCGAUUCGCGCUCUGGACGAGGCGAACGUGCCGUCGGACAAGAGGACGAAAUUGGAGUCGGACAUGCGAAUGAUGCUGGCCGUGAUGGACAAAGGUCACGAGAUGAACGAGGCCAGGCACGGCAUCAGCAAAGAGAGGAUGCUCAGGAUGGAAAACAACAACAUGAAGCUAAGGGAGCUGGAUCUGCUGCCGACCAUCAAGGAGUGCAACGCCGCUUAUCCAGCCUGCAGCAAGGCCAUCGAGUUCAGGGAUGCGGGUGGCGAGGUCGGUCGCUUCGCUGUCGCGACGAAGGACAUCCAACCGGGCGACCUGCUGGUCAUCGAGCCAGCGCACUGCUCGACCACUCUCGGCGAGUACAGAGCAUCUGGCCAGAUUGAUCGCUUAAUACGUGGUCUAAAUAAAGUAACUCACUGUCAUCGUUGCGCGGUAAGAAUCGUCGCGAGCUUUCCGGCCAGCUGCAUGCUGUGCAGCUCGGUCGGCUAUUGCAGUCCCAAUUGUCGGAAUGCGGACGAGCCGGUGCACAGGUACGAGUGCGUUCUUCUCGGGCCGCUGUGGUGUUCGCACGCCUCGGUCACCACGAUUCUAGCCGUGCGCGCGGUCAUUCAGCAGUCUUUCGAGGAGCUGUUCGCCACGAGGGACGAGCUGCGCGAGACCCACGGCAAAUUGGAGAUAUCCAAGGCCAAGCCGUAUCUCUCGAGGGACUACAGGUCGUUUUAUAAUCUGGUGACGCACGAGCACGAAAGGACCGCCGAGGAUUUAUUUCAUCGAGCUUACGUGGCAGCUUGGUUACUCCGAUUGAUUAAAACCACGUCCUAUUUGCCGGCGGCUAUGAGAACGCCGGACGCCCCGGAGGUGCCACUAUCCGAAGGCGAACACUUCCUGGCGGACAUCAUUCUGCAUCAUCUCCAACUGCUGCAGUUCAACUGUCACGAGCUGUCCGAGUUCGUGAGGCCGCGAAAAGGAAAGCCCAAUCUUGCGAGAGGAAAGAAUUUAUUCGUUGGGGGUGGCGUUUACCCCACGGUCGCACUCUUCAAUCAUUCCUGUAAUCCAGGCGUGGUCAGAUAUUUCGCAGGGAAUACCAUGAUAGUGCGAGCCAUAAGGUCGAUACCGGCUGGUGCCGAAGUUUGCGAGAAUUAUGGGCCGAUAUUUACCGAAGAGGAGGAGAAGGAAAGGAAACGAAGACUGCGUCUUCAAUAUUGGUUUGAUUGUAACUGCGAGGCGUGCAAAGAUCACUGGCCUCUUCUGGAAAAAAUAGACCCGGAAAUAUUGAGGUUCAAGUGCGAAACUGGUCCCUCGUGUGGCAACGUAUUGCCAGUAAAUAUAAAUACCGACAUGUUUAUGAUACCUUGCGUAAAAUGUGGAAAGAGCACAAAUCUGUUCAAAGGCUUGAAAGCAAUGCAAGACACGGAAGCCCUUCAUAAGAAUGCAAUGAACAAUUUGGAAGCUGGCAAUCACGAAGCUGCGCUCAAGUCCUUCCUCGAGAUUUUAAAGAUCUUAGACGAAACUUUAGCCUUGCCUGUCAAGGAUUACCACUUAUGCCAACAAAAUAUCAGGCUGUGCAUGCUUGCUUAUGGAAAUUCGGCGUUUGUUUGAGCUCUCUUCAGAAAAUUAAAGAACAAAAAAAUACGAUGAUAUUUAAUUUCUGAAAUCUGUUAAAAUAUAUAUCGAAUAUAGAAAAUUAACUUUACUAAAAUACCGAUAACUUAGCCAACAAAUUCUAUGGUUGGUUGCACGUCAAUUGGUACUUCAAAGUUGUCGUUUCAAA